UCAUACAAAAUAACGAACCCAAUAAAAUCAAAAUUCUAGAGCGUCAUUUAGCGAUAUAGUAUAAUCGAAACAAUCACUAUAAAUUUUGACAAAAGGAGUAACAAAAAGUAGGAAUAAUGGGGUCAUUGAAUUCCAGAAUCCAUACAAUAAUGGGAUUACAUUGUUGUCAGUAGAAAAAAAAAAAAAACAGAGCUCUUAUUACAACCAGUCCUACUCCACAAAAAAUGACAUGACAAUCUUUCACAAAUCAUAAUCAUAUGAUAUCAAACCAAUACUGCAAUACAUUUACAUUUACAUUUUACAUUUACUACCCUGAAUUUCAUAACUUUAUUCAAACAAACAUGAAACACCCAUAAUUUCAUUUUCUUCCCACAGAAACAAAAACAAGAGAGAGAAACAGGGGUAAAAAAAAAUGGAGAUUCCGGUGCCGGAAAACGGCGAAAGAUGCCGGAGAAGAGGAACUCCUAACUGGAGGUGUCGUGAAAUAGCACUUCCAGGAAGAUCAUACUGUAAAAAACAUUACUUUCUAAGCAUUACCCGUCAAAGUCGCCGGAAAAGUUCAUCUGGAGUAGAGAGAGAAAGAUUUUCCGGCGAGAAUUCCGGCGAUGUUAUUGAGCCAUAUCGUCCAGUUAUUGAUUUUGGUUUUGAAGAAAACCCAGUUUUGGGAAUUGACUAUAACACCCUUAGUGGUGGUGAGGGAAGUAGUGAGAAGCCGGUUUGGACCGGUGGUGAACCGGGUUUAAUGGAAAAAGACGGAAUUACCCUUGGUAAGAUAGAUGUGGGUUUUAAGGAAUUGAUGGAGAGUAUGUGUGAUGAUGACUUUAAUGCCCUUGAGGGUUUGAGUGGAAAUGACUAUAAUACCCUUGGAGGAGGUGGAGGAGGAGGUGAGUGUAUAAAAAGUGAGGGAAUUGGGGAUGGGGAGGUGUUUAAGCUGUUAGAAAUGGGUGGGAAAAUCGAGAUAAAUGAGAAUUCUGUUAAAGAUGUAAUCUUUGGUAGUAAACAAGAAAGUGUGGGGAAUUUUGUGAAAAGUUGUGAAGGAAUAAUGGUGUGUGAGGGGCAAAAAAGGAAAAGGGGUCGUCCCAAAGGGUCUAAGAACAAGAAAAAGAUUGUUCAUCAUGAUCAUGAUCAUGAUCAUCAUCAUCAUCAUCAUGUUCAUGAUGAUGAUGGUCAUGAUGAUGUUAAAGAAUUAAGGGAUGAUGAUCAUGAUGAUAAUAAGGAUGAGUUUGAGAAUGUGGGUGGAGUUUUUGGUGGAAAUGAGGAUGUUGGGAAGAGGGUUAGGGAGUUAUUUGAGUCUGAUAGUGAACAAGAUGAUUGUUUUGAGGUCAAGAAAGAUGAAAUAUUUGAGGAAGAAACGAGGGUUCUUGAUGAAAAACUUGAUGAGAAUGAGAUGAUGAUGAUGAUGAUGCAAAAGAAGAAGCGAGGGAGACCUAAAGGGGUGAAAAACAAGCCAAAGAUGGGUGAAAAUGGUGGAGUUUGUGAUGAAUGGGGUAGUGUGGGUGUUGGGGGAGGAGUUGAAGGAGUUGAUGGUUGUGCAUUGGUGGGGAUUGAAUAUGAAAGUGGUUUGAAACGUUCAAAAAGGAGAAAUAAGGAUGUGAUUGUGGUUGCUGAGGUUGGAGGAGGAUUGGAGAAGAAGGUGGAGAAGCGAGGCCGGCCUAAGGGUUCGAAAGCUGGGAGGAAGAAGGUAGUAAGGCGUGGAUGGCCCAAAGGUUCCAAGAAUGAAAUGAAGGAUGUGAUAGUGGUUGUUGAAGGAGAAUUGGAGAAGAAGGUUGAGAAGCGAGGCCGGAAAAAGGGAUUGAAGGCCGAAGGGAAGAAGGUAGAGAGGCGUGGACGCCCCAAAGGUUCCAAGAAGGAUGUGAUAGUGGUUGUUGAGGUUGCAGGAGAACUGGAGAAGAAGGAAGAGAAGGGAUGCCGGGAAAAGGGUUCGAAAGCUGAAGGGAAGAAGGUAGAGAGGCGUGGGCGCCCCAAAGGCUCCAAGAAGGAUGUGAUUGUGGUUGCUGAGGUUGGGAAGAAGGUAGAGAGGCGUGGGCGGCCCAAGGGUUCGAAGUCUAAAAAGAGUGUAAAUGUGGGUAGUGAUAGGCAAUUAAGAGGUUCAAAGAAGAGGAAGAAAUGUGAAGGGGCAGGGGUUUGUGGGGAAGGUACAGAACAAAUGAGUGAGACAAGUAGUGAAGUAAUGGAGGUUUUGAGGAAUCAUCCUAGAGAACUUGAUGGUGCUAAAGAAAUGGUUCUUGAAACUGUGAAUGAUGAAAGUUUUAGGGGUACUAAUGAUCUUAAAACGCGCUUUUCUAGGAAAAGAAAGAAGCGUGGACGACCUAAAGGUUCAAGAAAUGGAAGAUCAAUUCUUGUUGAUGGUGUCCUUCACAAAGUUAUUAGUUUACCAAAUGGAGGAAGGAGCUUGGUUGUGCAAAAAGAUAUUGGCCUUGUGGAAUUAUCACAUUGUGGAAUGAAAAAUGUUGAUGAUGGUGAAAUGUUACAUGAAUCAAUAAAUGGAGAUAUGAGACCUUGUAGAAAGACCUCUAACUACCAGUUGAGAGCAAGACAUACUCCAGAGGGCGCCAAUGCUUCGAUGCAGAGUUCAAUGUGUCACCAGUGCCUCAAUUCCGAGAAAAACGAUGUUAUUGCUUGCUCACAUUGCAAAAAGAAACGUUAUUGUUUCCCAUGCCUUUUAAAGUGGUAUCCUGAAAGAACAAGGAAGGAAGUGCAGGAGGCAUGUCCUUUCUGCCUUGGGAAUUGCAAUUGCAAAACAUGCCUCCAGGAGAAGCUAGUUAUGAAGGACAGACAAAAAGACCUUGAUAGAAAGGCCAGACUAGAGAGGCUUCUGUACUUGAUGCGCAAACUUAAUCCUCUUCUAAAGCAUAUACAAGAGGAGCAGAGAGCUGAGCUAGAAGUGGAAGCUAGAACAUGUGGAAAAACAGUUAAAGAAGAGGAUAUAUCAAAGAUUAGACUUGAUCAAGAUGAUCGUAUAUACUGUGAUAACUGCAACACAUCCAUUGUAAAUUUCCACAGAAGCUGCCCCAGUUCUGUUUGCUCUUAUGAUCUCUGCCUAUCCUGUUGUCAAGAACUGAGAGCAGGUCUGAGGUCUGAUGGUCUUGAAGCUGGAUCUUCAUGUCGAGUUAUAGGAGGUUCAUUAUGUCAUGGUAUAAUGGAAGAUAAACAGAAUCAUAAUGCUGAUAAAAUGAGGGACACCGGAGUGUCUACUGUUACUAAUGAUAUACCCUCUGCAGUUGGCUGGAAAUCAAAUUUGGACGGUGGCAUUCUUUGUCCUCCAAAAGGAUGUGAUGGUUGCGGAGUUCACAAUCUUGAACUAAGACGCAUAUUUGAACCUGAUUGGGUAGACACACUGAUUGAAAGCGUUGAAGAGGUCACUCUUGAUUAUCAUUUAUCAGAAACAGAUUCUAGUCAGUCUUGUCGCACCUGCCUCCUUACUUCUUCAGGUGAUCAAAGAAGUGCCUCCGAAACAAGAAAGGCGGCUUCAAGGGAAAAGAUGCAUGAUAAUUUUCUUUUCUGUCCGAGUGCUAUAAACAUUGAUAACCUUCAAAUAGACCAUUUCCAAAUGCAUUGGACGCGAGGGGAACCUGUUAUUGUGAGAAAUGUCUUACAAGAAGGAUCUGGUCUGAGUUGGGAACCAAUGGUGAUGUGGAGGGCUUUUAGAGGAGCCAAAAAGAUAAUGAAGGAGGACACACUUAAUGUGAAGGCCAUCGAUUGUUUGGACUGGUGUGAGGUAGAGAUUGAUAUAUAUAAUUUCUUCAAGGGGUAUUUGCAUGGUCGGAAGCAUUGUAAUGGUUGGCCAGAGAUCUUGAAACUGAAGGAUUGGCCUGCUUCAAAUUCAUUCGAGGAAUGCUUGCCAAGGCACUUUGCUGAGUUUAUUAUGAUGCUUCCUUAUAGUGACUAUACUCAUCCUGAAUGUGGUAUUCUCAAUCUUGUUACAAAACUUCCUGAUGGUGCUCGGAAGCCAGAUCUGGGGCCAAAAACAUACAUAGCUUACGGUCUUGUAGACGAGCUUGGCAGGGGUGACUCUGUAACGAAACUCCAUUGUGAUAUUUCUGAUGCGGUUAAUGUGUUGAUGCAUGCAACAAAGGUUGAUGUUGGCUCAUGCCAGCAGCAGGUCAUAUGCAAGUUGCAAAAAAAUUAUGAAGCUGAACUGUCAUUUUCUUCAGAUAGAUUGAGCAAUGAUACUGCAAAAAUCUGCAAUGUUGGACUCAACUAUUCUGCUAAGGAGUUCCCCUCGGCUGAUGGAGCUGAUGCUAAAAGCACUCUUAGCCAGUCAUCAGAAAUAUCAUUUUCUGUGGAUAGAUGCUACAAUGGUGCUAUAGAUAAUUCUGAUGCUGGCCCAAACGGUUCUGGUACUAAAGAGGCUGCCUGUGCUGAUGGAGCUGGUGCUUUUCAGUCUUCAGAGGUCCCAUGCUUUAGUGGAGAACAGGAUAUAGUAUCCGUAGAUCCUGAUUUGGACGAAAAUGAAGGUGGUGGUGCAAUGAGCACUGUUAUCCAUUCUUCUGAAAUAUCAUUUCCUGAGGACAGAUGUAACAAUGAUGCUCUACAAAAUUCCGAUGCUGGCCUGAACUGUCCUGCUGCUAAAGAGGUCCCCAUUGCUGAUCCAGCUGGUGCUGGCCAGGCUUCAGAGGUCCCAUGCUUUGGUGGAGAGCAGGAUUUAGUGUCUGUAGAUGAAAAUAAAGGCAGUGAUGUUACGCACACUCUUAUCCAUUCUUCAGAAGUAUCAUUUUCUGCAGAUAGAUGUAACAAUGAUAGUAUAGAAAAUUUUGUUGCUGGCCUGAACUGUCCUGCUGCAAACGCAGUCCCCUGUACUGAUCAAGCUGAUGCUGUAAGAAGUGUUGGUCUAUCUUCAGACGUUCCAUGCUCUGGUAUCGAGCAGGAUUCAGCGUCCAAAAACCCUAAUUUGGAUGAAAAUGAAGUCAGUGGGGGAGCUGUGUGGGAUAUAUUUAGAAGAGAAGAUGUUCCCAAACUUCUAGAAUACCUAAAAAGGCAUCAGAAAGAAUUUUACCACAUCAAUAAUCUUCCCGUGAAAUCUGUCAUCCAUCCAAUUCAUGACCAGACAUUCUAUUUGACUGAAAGCCACAAGAAACAGCUGAAAGAAGAGUUCGAUGUGGAACCUUGGACAUUUGAGCAACACCUGGGUGAGGCUGUUUUCAUACCUGCUGGAUGUCCACAUCAAGUGAGAAAUAAACUAUCUUGCAUCAAAGUGGCGCUCGACUUUGUAUCCCCUGAGAAUAUUCGUGAAUGCAUUAGAUUGACAGAAGAAUUUCGCUUGCUCCCCAAGAACCACAGAUCCAAGGAAGACAAAUUGGAGGUGAAAAAGAUGGCGCUUUAUGCUGCAAGUUCUGCUCUGAGUGAAUAUAAAAAACUGAUGACAGAUUCUGAAUGAGAUCUUCAUGGGAUUAAAAUGGAUAAAGAUUUUAAAAGGCCACACUUGAGCUAUUGCCUGCUCAACCAAUCCAGCAUUUCAUCUCAUUCUUGUACAAUAUGUUCUUUCAUUGAUUUAGAAAUUCUUUGCAUCUAUGUUCUUAGGUGCAAUUGUGUGUACUGCUAGAACUUCUGCGAGACGCUUUAUUGAGUAAUGAUUGCCUUACAAGGUCUGUAAACAUCAUUGAUUCCAUCAAACAAAUUUAUUCCA
This is a messenger RNA of Beta vulgaris subsp. vulgaris (sugar beet), 5626 nucleotides long. RefSeq lists its product as uncharacterized. The coding region runs from base 413 to 5377 and encodes 1654 amino acids. The transcript is spliced from 12 exons. Gene Ontology annotation, biological process: regulation of transcription by RNA polymerase II. Gene Ontology annotation, cellular component: chromatin; histone deacetylase complex. The record is from RefSeq and is a predicted model, not a curated record. NCBI's taxonomy places the organism in Eukaryota, Viridiplantae, Streptophyta, Magnoliopsida, Caryophyllales, Amaranthaceae. Gene Ontology annotation, molecular function: histone H3K9 demethylase activity; transcription coregulator activity; chromatin DNA binding.